AAGGCGUUAUCAGCCAAGAAAGCUGUUUUAAAAGGAGUUCAUGGAAAAAUUAAAAAGAAGCCACGCACUUCCACAACUUUCCAUCGUCCAAAGACUUUGCGUCUAUCGCGAAAACCCAAAUAUCCUCGCAAAUCCCUUUCUCAUACACCUCGCCUUGAUCAAUACAAAAUUAUAAAAAAUCCGCUAAACACCGAAUCUGCAAUGAAAAAAAUUGAGGACACAAACACGCUCGUUUUCAUUGUUGAUACUCAGGCUAAUAAACGCCAAAUCAAGGAUGCAGUGAAAAAACUGUAUGACGUUGACGCUCAAAAGAUCAAUACAUUGAUAAGACCAAACGGAACCAAGAAGGCAUAUGUUCGCCUUACAAGUGAUGUUGAUGCAUUGGAAGUCGCA
Messenger RNA from Rhizophagus irregularis DAOM 181602=DAOM 197198, 393 nucleotides. RefSeq names its product 60S ribosomal protein uL23. Gene Ontology annotation, molecular function: structural constituent of ribosome; rRNA binding. Gene Ontology annotation, biological process: translation; ribosomal large subunit assembly. Lineage: Eukaryota; Fungi; Glomeromycota; Glomeromycetes; Glomerales; Glomeraceae. The record is from RefSeq and is a predicted model, not a curated record. Gene Ontology annotation, cellular component: cytosolic large ribosomal subunit; ribosome.